UUCAAUUUUCUAUUAUGCAACUACAACACUAAAAGCAUCAAAGUUUACACUUUAUUGGAGCUUUAAAAGGUUGUCUAUAGUCUCAACCGUUACAGAAUAACAUAACAUCUGUCUUCAAAGUCUAAAGCAUUAAGAAAAAACAACAAUAAGCUGUUCUGUUAAUAAUCACUUUCUAGCCAUGGCCACUACUAUUGUUCAUGAUGAUUGUGAAGUUGGUUUUGAAGAAGGAAUGCUCUGGUUACCCUCUUAUGUUCUCGACGAGGCAAGCAUUUUUCGAACUCGACUUUUAUUUUAUCUUAUAAAUUUUUUUAAUAUAGUUCCCUUUCUUCAGCUAUGUAUAAGAAAUCACCAUCAAAAUCAAAAGGUACUAAAUCAACAAAAGUUGCAUCAUCACAAAUCAUCUGGAGAAUCAGAAUCAAUAUCUGCUUCAAGGUUUUCAAUUUCACACCAAAGGCCAAAACUCGUGAACCAUGGCAUUGGAAACGGAAUGCGGGCUAUUUUUUUAGAAUCGAGGAAUGGAUCCUGUGGUACUGGCGUGUUUUUACCUCAAAGAGCAGACACAAAGUUCCAACCAAGAAAAAGGCCAGCUUGUGCACCAGUCCUACUUCCCGCCCGAGUUGUUGAAGCUCUAAACAUAAAUGUCCAUGCAUUAGGUGUGCAGAUUUCACCUCCACAAGCUCAGAAAUAUAAACCAAAAUGCAGAGAAGCGUACUAUAAAAGUUCAACCGAAAAGAAAAAUGACCAGAAAGACGCUUCUAAGCAAUGUAGUUAUAUAUCUAAGAGUAAAUGUUCUUCUCAAGAGAUAUUUCUCCCAAAGGAAUGGACUUACUAAAAGUAGCUCCUCAUUUGAAAUAAGAGAAGAAUCAAAUUUGAGAGGAACACAAAUCAAUUUCCAUUCAU
Molecule: messenger RNA, 900 nt
Organism: Vicia villosa (hairy vetch)
Lineage: Eukaryota; Viridiplantae; Streptophyta; Magnoliopsida; Fabales; Fabaceae
Exons: 4
Coding region: 179-832 (217 amino acids)
Source: RefSeq, a predicted model, not a curated record